Molecule: messenger RNA, 882 nt
Organism: Corythoichthys intestinalis (scribbled pipefish)
Lineage: Eukaryota; Metazoa; Chordata; Actinopteri; Syngnathiformes; Syngnathidae
Gene: fam174c
Product: family with sequence similarity 174 member C
Exons: 3
Coding region: 170-562 (130 amino acids)
Cellular component (GO): extracellular region
Source: RefSeq, a predicted model, not a curated record
UCGAGACGUCACCGGCGGCGUGGCGUCACGUUACUUCCUGGUCAUCGUGUCGUCUACUUUACUUUGUCAACAAAGCUGACUGUAGGCAGCGGCGGGCUGGCUGGCGGCUGACGGACGGACGGAAUUUAUUGAUUUCAUUUCCCUCCCUCGUUUUGCGACGGCGUUUUCCAUGGCGGCGUCCGCUUUUGUCGGCCUUGUUGUCGUUUCCUUAGCGGCGCUUUGCCGGACUUUCGCCGCCGACAACGAGAACGGCGAGGCCCGGAGUCCUAAUAACAGUAGCAGCGGCGGCGUUGGCACGGCCGGAAGCGGAAAUGGCAAAGAAGGCUUGACGGGCUUCGGCGUCGACCCGUCGAUGAUGCAGCGGGCCGCUUACGUGCUCAUCGCCAUCACCGCCAUGGGAUUUCUAUACUUUAUCGUCAGGGCCGGCUGUGUGAAAAAGACCGCGCCCAGGAAGAAGUACGGCCUGCUGUCUCGCUCGGAGGACACCGUGGAGCUGACGGCGGCGGCCAGCGACGACGAGGACGACAACACGCUCUACGAAGCGCGGCCCCUCCGCAGGUGAGGCCUGCACCGGAGGGACACGUCAUCCUCUGCUGAGGGGAUAAAACCACCAAAGAAGACUUCAUCUGCACACUUUUCGUUUUCUUUAUUGUCUUGCCUUAAUUCUAUCAAAUUUUUUUUUUUUUUUUUUUUGGGCUACUGUUGUUUUCCAAAGAGGACGUGGAGCCGAGCGGACCGUUGUGGCGAACGAGCGUCGCGGACUAUUGCCAAACAUUUUUUGUAAUCGGUGACAUUUCAAUUGACCAACGGGGUGUCGUUUGGAUGCUUUCAUUCCAAUUCAAGGGACCCCUUUUUCCAAAUAUUAAACUUUAUGCAUUCGUA